Molecule: messenger RNA, 3956 nt
Organism: Echinops telfairi (small Madagascar hedgehog)
Lineage: Eukaryota; Metazoa; Chordata; Mammalia; Afrosoricida; Tenrecidae
Gene: STAG3
Product: stromal antigen 3
Exons: 32
Coding region: 22-3597 (1191 amino acids)
Biological process (GO): sister chromatid cohesion
Cellular component (GO): cohesin complex; chromatin; nucleus
Molecular function (GO): chromatin binding
Source: RefSeq, a predicted model, not a curated record
CGAAGAAGGAGCCAGAGGGCCAUGUCUGCGUCAUCUGGUGUCUCUCUCAAUCUGCCUGGUGAUGAGACGGCCUGGGCCAAGACUUUAGAGGAAACUAGUGACUCGACAUCAACUGAGGAGAGCAGUGACUUUGAAGACAGCUUGAAACGCAGCGCGAAGAAGCGAGCAGCGAGACGGCCACUCAAAACUGCAGUAGUAAAACAACCAAGGAAGGGGUCCCAGAUGGUACGUUCCCACCACCAGAAAGAUUCAGAACCACCAAUCAGUGAUCUCUUUGAUGCGGUAAGAACUGCCAAAAGUGACAUGCAGUCUUUAGUGGAUGAAUGGCUGGAGAGCUACAAGCAAGACCAGGAGGCAGGAUUCCUGGAUCUCAUUAACUUUUUCAUUCGAUCUUGUGGCUGCAAAGGCACUGUUACCCUCAAGAUGUUCAAGAAGAUGUCCAACUCGGAGAUCAUCCGUCACCUAACAGAGCAGUUUAAUGAGGACUCAGGAGACUAUCCCUUGACAGCUUCAGGCUCAUCCUGGAAGAAGUUCCAGGGUAGCUUCUGUGAGUUUGUGAAGACACUGGUCUAUCAGUGCCAGUACAGCCUGCUCUACGAGGGCUUCCCCAUGGACAACCUCAUCUCUCUGCUCACUGGCCUUUCAGACUCCCAAGUCCGUGCCUUUCGUCACACUAGCACCCUGGCUGCUAUGAAGUUAAUGACCUCUCUGGUAAGGGUUGCCCUCCAGCUGAGUCUGCACAAAGACAACAAUCAGCGCCAGUACGAGGCUGAACGGAGCAAAGGGCCAGGCCAGAGAGCUCCAGAGCGGCUGGAGAGCCUGCUGGAGAAGCGCAGAGAGCUGCAAGAGCAUCAAGAAGAAAUCGAAGGAAUGAUGAAUGCCCUCUUCAGGGGUGUCUUUGUACAUCGGUACCGUGAUGUCCUUCCUGAGAUCCGUGCUAUCUGUAUGGAGGAGAUCGGGUACUGGAUGGAAAGCUACAGUACCUCCUUCCUCACUGACAGCUACUUAAAAUACAUUGGCUGGACCCUGCAUGAUAAGCACCGAGAAGUCCGGCUAAAGUGCCUGAAGGCUCUGAAAGUCUUGUACAGCAACCGGGACAUGACUGUGCGCUUGGAGCUCUUCACCAACCGUUUCAAGGACCGGAUGGUUUCCAUGGUCAUGGACAAAGAGUAUGAUGUGGCAGUGGAGGCCGUCAGACUACUAACACUUAUCCUUCAAAACAUGGAAGGGGUGCUGACAGACACAGACUGUGAAGCUAUCUACCCUGUCGUAUAUGCCUCCAACCGAGCCCUGGCCUCUGCUGCAGGAGAAUUUCUCUACUGGAAGCUCUUUUACCCUGAGUGUGGGAUGAGAACAGUAGGGGGAAGAGAAAAACACCGAAGCCCACGCUCCCAGAGGACUUUCUUCCACCUUCUGCUGUCCUUCUUUGUGGAGAGUGAGCUCCAUAAUCAUGCUGCGUACUUAGUAGACAGCCUGUGGGACUGUGCAGGGUCUCAGCUGAAGGACUGGGAGAGUCUGACAAGCCUGCUGCUGGAGAAGGAUCAGAGCCUGGGGGACGUUCAGGAAAGCACGCUGAUAGAAAUCCUGGUGUCCUGUGUUCGGCAAGCUUCUGAGAGCCACCCACCUGUUGGCCGAGUCACUGGGCGAAAGGGAUUAACAGCUAAAGAACGUAAGGUCCAAGCUGAUGACAAAGUGAAGCUGACCGAGCACCUGAUCCCCCUGCUGCCCCAGCUGCUGGCCAAGUUCUCCGCUGAUGCAGAGAAAGUUGCUCCCUUGCUGCAGCUUCUCAACUACUUUGACCUUAACAUCUACUGCACCAGGCGCUUGGAGAAGCACCUGGAGCUGCUUUUGCAGCAGCUCCAGGAGGUGGUGGCGAAGCAUACAGAGCCAGCUGUGCUUGAGGCCGGAGCUCACGCUCUCUACCAGCUCUGUAAGCCUGAGUUCACCUUCUUCUGCCGGGUGGACUUUGCCCGCAGCCAACUGGUGGAUCUGCUGACCGACCGCUUCCAGCAGGAACUUGAGGAGCUGCUGCAUUCCUCCUUCGUAGAUGAGGAUGACGUGUAUAGUCUGGCGGCCACUCUCAAGCGCCUCUCUGCCUUCUACAAUGCUCAUGACCUGACUCGCUGGGAGCUCUAUGAACCAUGCCACCAACUCCUCCAGAAAGCUGUGGAUACUGGAGAGAUUCCUCGCCAGGUGAUCCUUCCAGCCUUGACUCUUGUCUAUUUUAACAUCCUCUGGACACUAACCCACAUCUCUGAAGCAGAUGUUUCCCAGGAUCAGUUGCUGAGUUUGAAGAACAAAGUGAUGACCUACUGCGAGCUCUGCCAGAGCUUCCUCUCUGAUGUAGACCCUGAGAUCCAAGAGCAGGCUUUUAUCUUACUAAGUGAUCUACUUCUCAUCUUCAGCCCUCAGAUGAUUGUAGGGGGAGGCGAUUUCCUGAGGCCCCUUGUCUUUAUUCCUGGAGCCACUCUCCAGUCUGAACUAGCCAGCUUCCUCAUGGACCACGUCUUCAUCCAGCCUGGAAACCUGGGCAGUGGGCCAGGUGAUUCCCAAGAGGAUCAUUUACAGAUCGAGCAGCUGCAUAAGCGCCGCCGCCUCCUGGCUGGGUUCUGCAAGCUGUUGCUGUACGGGGUCCUGGAGAUGGAUGCAGCCUCGGAUGUUUUCAAGCACUACAACAAGUUCUACAAUGACUAUGGCGACAUUAUCAAGGAAACCUUAACUAGAGCAAGACAGAUUGACCGAAGCCAUUGCUCCCGAAUUCUGCUGCUGAGCCUCAAGCAGUUGUACACAGAACUGCUGCAGGAACAGGGCCCCCAAGGCCUGAGUGAGCAUUCAGCCUUCAUUGAGAUGAGGGAUCUGGCCAGGAGGUUUGCCUUGAGCUUUGGACCCCAACAGCUACAGAACCGUGACCUUGUGGUCAUGCUACACAAGGAAGGUAUCAAGUUCUCCUUGUCUGAGCUUCCUCCCGAGGGCUCCUCCAGUCAGCCCGCAAACUUGGCGUUCCUGGAACUGCUUUCAGAAUUCUCCCCCCGGCUCUUCCAUCAGGACAAGCAGCUGCUCCUGUCUUACCUGGAAAAGUGUCUGCAGCGUAUCCCCCAAGCAGCUGGCCGUGCCUGGGCUCCAGUCACCACUUACUGCCACUCACUUAACCCUCUGGAGAACACAGCUGAGGCCAGCCCUCAGGGCUACCCCCGCUCCAAGAAGAGGCGUGUUGAAGGCCGCUCCAGGCUCAAAGGAGAUGACGCCUUUCCCAUCCAAGAAGAAAGCCUACAGCUAAACAGCGUUCUACCCACGCCCACCCUCACCUCCACAGCCGUGAAGAGCAAGCAGCCCCUAGAGGGCUUAGAAGAAGUAGAAGAGCAGGGCUCAAGAUCGGAGCGCAUCCAAGGCCCCCACUUUUCAGACACCGAGAAGCUGGUGUUUGCACGGGCACAGCGUUUCCGCACUCCACACGACUCUUCCGGCCCUGGUCUAGGCGCUCGACUGACGCGACUCAGCCUGAUGGAAGAGGAGGAAGACGACGACGAAGAAGAAGGAGGGCUAGUGAUUGAAGAGGACUCAAGUGAAGAAUGGCAAGACACAGAUAAGGAUUUCUGACACGAGUUUGUGCCCCUGCCCACCUCUACUCUCCACCCCACUGCCAUGACCACUUGGAAAAGGCAAAUGUGAAAGCAGCACAACGAACCAUUCCUUCUCGAUCCCGACCGUUCUCUGAUGGCCUCAGAGAAGCCUUGGCAGCCCUCACCCUUCCUCCUGCAGCGUGGCCUUGACCCAGCAGAGUAACCAUUUCCCGCUGUUUGGGAGUAUUGUGGGUGGGGGGUUUACCUCAGUGUGUAGAGAGGGACACUGACUCCAUGUGCUUAAUGAAGAAACCAUAGUUUUUUAAUACUUUUGGAAUAUCUUUCCCAGCCUUUUUUGUGCCCUAAUUGACUAUCUCAAUAAACACGUUUGACUCA